Molecule: messenger RNA, 477 nt
Organism: Mytilinidion resinicola
Lineage: Eukaryota; Fungi; Ascomycota; Dothideomycetes; Mytilinidiales; Mytilinidiaceae
Exons: 2
Coding region: 159-326 (55 amino acids)
Source: RefSeq, a predicted model, not a curated record
ACAAUCUUCGAUGUCAACUCCAUGGCCCUAGCAACGCACCCACGCUACUGGGGCACCGAGUCCCUCCUCGCACCUCCAAAAGUGACAUUCCUCCCCUGGGCCGACGGCCCACGCGUGUGCCCAGGGAAGAAGUUCACGCAAGUCGAGUUGUGGGCCUGAUGUGUGCGCUGUUUCGGGAUCAUCGGGUAGAGCCGGUGCCAGAGGUCGGAGAGAGCAUGCAGAAGGCGCGGGAGCGGACGUUAGGGGUCGCAAGAGACCAAGAAAUGUAUUUGCUUAUGCAGAUGCGGAGGCCGGGAGACGCGAAGCUGAGGUGGGUGAGGCGGUGAUCAGAGAUGCUGAUGACUACAGUAGGCUUCGUAAUUCUGUAUCUUUAUCCCUCUGCAAGGACUUCAGGUUGCUGCUCUGGCAAGGUCCGCUUGAUUUAUUGGGAUUCGAGGUGAUAGCUGUUGAAAGUUUUCCAGUAUAGUGUAGGACCUU